GGUUCGGUUGUUUAGAAGAAAACGAGCCAGUGUGAUCGGAGAUCGUUAACGGUGUUUCUGCUGGAGUUAAGACGUGGGCUGCGGCCAACAGUAACCCGGAAUAAAGAUCCGAAACGGAAACAACAAGUUGGAGUCAUUAGCAUCUCUUAGAAAAGGCAACAAAAGUGUGUUUUAUAGGUGUGGUGGCUUUUGUUGAGCCGUGGCGGUGCGACACGAACUAGUUUAGCCCAGCAGAAAGGCCCCGCGGCUGGCUGGACCCAGCUCGACACAGCAGCAGAGCGAGUCCACAUCCAGAAGGCUGGAGCCGUGUUUCACUGACAGGCUGUCAGACUAACGCCCUGAUGAGCUCAGCUGGGACAAACUGGUCUGAUGUUUAGGAACACAGAACGCUCAGAUGUUGGAGCUUCACGUCACCUACUGAGGAGCACCAGUAAAGAGACGGCGUCUGGACCAGACCAAAUUUUCUUUAACUCGUGAGAGCAGCGCACCGCACAGAAGCCGGCUCCUUCGCACACGGGGAAAAACGGCAGUACUGGUUUUUCAAAUUUAAGGAAGAAGGAAGAGCUCCUGAAGAACUGAGGCCUCCUUUGAACCAGAAGGACAUGGAGCCCCUCAACAUGAAGCAGGAAGAGGAGGAGCAGCUUGAUGAGAUUAAAACUGAUGCCACCAACAUUUCAUUCUCUGCAGUUUCUCGUCAGUUUAAGGAAGAAGGAAGAGAAGUUCUGUUGUCACAGUUUGAUCAGAACCAACCUAAAGACAGAGAUCUUCCAACCAGCAGCACCACUGACCAGAUGACAGCAGAAAGUGGUAGAGAGGAUUAUGGAGGACCAGAAACUACCAGGAAUCCAGAUCUAAAUCUUUAUGAAUAUGAUUCUAACUCUUCAGAGACUGAAGUCAGCAAUGAUGAAGAUGAUGACCAGGAUGGCAACAAUUCUGACUGUCAGCUGAAACUCUUGUCAGAUUCUGAGCCAAACACCAAAGAUGAUAACAAAGACUUGAAGGAGAGCAGGUCUUCUAAAUCACAUGUUAAGGCUGUCAAAUCUUUCAGCUGCCCAGAGUGUGGUGAACAGUUUCUCCAUGAGCGGUCUCUCCAGAAACACAUGAGAGUGACAAGUCCUUCAGGACUGAAGUCUUCAAGCUGUUGUGUUGAUAAGAAACGUGUUAGAGUGAAGCAAAAUGUAGACUCUAGCAGGAAAGUUCAGACAAAACUAAAAUCAUUUAGUUGUGACGACUGUGGAAAAAGUUUCAGCUGCAUAUCUUAUUUAAACAUUCACAUGAGAAUUCACACUGGACAGAAGCCUUUUGCUUGUGAGCUAUGUGGACAAAGAUUUACCCAAAAGACAAGUUUAAACAAACACAUGAGAGUUCACACAGGAGAGAAGCCUUUUACUUGUGAGCUCUGUGGACAAAGAUUUACCCUAAAGGGAAAUUUAGACACACACAUAAGAGUCCAUACAGGACAGAAGUCUUUUGCUUGUGAGCUCUGUGGACAAAGAUUUACCCAAAAGGGAAAUUUAGACAGACACAUGAGAGUCCAUACAGGACAGAAGCCUUUUGCUUGUGUGCUCUGUGGACAACGAUUUAGUGUAAUGUCAAGUUUAAACUUUCACAUUAGAGUCCACACUGGACAGAAGCCUUUUGCUUGUGAGCUCUGUGAACAAAGAUUUAGUGAUAAGUCAAGUUUAUACAGACACAUGAGAGUUCACACAGGGGAGAAGCCUUUUUCUUGUGAGCUCUGUGGACAAAGAUUUACCCAAAAGGGAAAUUUAGACUCACACAUGAGAGUCCACACAGGACAGAAGGCUUUUGCUUGUGAGCUCUGUGGACAAAGAUUUACCCAAAAGGGAAAUUUAGACUCACACAUGAGAGUCCAUACAGGACAGAAGCCUUUUGCUUGUGAUCUCUGUGGACAAAGGUUUAGUCGAAAGACAUAUUUAAACACUCACAUUAGAGUCCACACAGGACAGAAGCCUUUUUCUUGUGAGCUCUGUGGACAAAGAUUUGCUCAAAAGAGAAGUUUAAACUUUCACACGAGAGUCCACACAGGACAGAAUUAAUGAACGUAAAUAAAAUAUAUAUUUUGGGACUUCUGAGGGUGUUGAAUGAAAUGUGCUACUGAGCUGGAAGCUCUUUUAACUAAAAUGAAGAGAGGGUGCUCGCUGCAGAACCACAAAGGCGGAGCUGCACCAGGGUCAGCCCCGCCCAUUCACGCAAACUCAACCUAGCCCACUGACUUCCGUUUUUGUUUUUCAACUUUAUCGCAAACUAACCUGACCCACAUGAAUUACGGCUGUUACUGCUUUACAAAUGUUAAUGCUAUAAGAUAAGAUAAGAUAAGAUGACCUUUAUUAGUCCCACAAGUGGGAAAUUUGUUUAGUUUACAGCCAAGCAAAGUAAAAGUUAUGCUGCAGAGGGAGAAAAACAUUAAAAUACAAUAAGACCGACCGCAAUGAGACAAAAAGAGAAAGAACAGCGAAGCUGUUUACAAGAAGGGACACAGCAGACUGCACUUCUUGAGGACGCUUAGGUCCUUCAAUGUCUGUAGCAAGAUUCUGCAGAUCUUCUACAAGUCUGUUGUUGAGAGUGUAAUCUCUUCAGCCAUCGUCUGUUGGGGUAGCAGCAUCAGAAGCAGGGACCUGAAAAGGCUCAACAGCCUAAUAAAAAAGGCUGGUUCUGUUCUGGGGACGACUGUGGAACCGCUGGAGGAGAUCAUGCAAAGAAGGAUUCUCCAGAGAAUCAAGAACAUGAUGGACAACCCUGAGCAUUCUCUUCACAAGACUGUCCAACAACGGAAGAGUGUCUUCAGUCAGAGGCUUCUUCAGUUUCGCUGCAACACUGACCGCUACUGAAUGGGUUAAAAAAUAAUAAAUAAUAACCAUACUAGAUACAGCUAGAAAUACAGAGUACACUUCAUCCGACAGAUUUGUUGUACAUGACAAAGCCUGAAUAUAUCUCGAAAUGAAAAGGUUUCUUUUAGCGAUUUUCUGCCCACAGCUGCUCUAACAAAACUGUCGUACAACAGCAAGUGGAUUAUCAAAUGUGCUGUGGUAGUCCAGUGGCAAGAUCGUCUGAGUUAAAUUUUGCUUUGCCCUCAGCUGUUGCUGGUUCGAUUCUCCGUGGGGUCGGCAUCUAUCUAUUUAGCCAGAUGAAACAUUUAAUUUGUUUUUAUUUUAGUUGUAAUGUUUAUUUUCAGCAAAAUAUUUAUGUCUCUAAAAGUUCUUUGAAUUUGGUCGUUCCUAAACAGCAUUUUAGUUGAAACUCUGCUCACAAAUGGACUCACACUGGCUAAAUAAACGAAUAAAUAAAUAAAUAAACACAUUAGUCAUUAUAUUGUUAACGGUAUACCAGUAAAUUGUUGUAAACAUAGUACUGGCAAGUGUGGCUAGAAAUGAAGAAAAGGGGUUGUAAACUACCUAAUAUUUCUGCUACUGGGAGGCGAACCUGCGCAAAACUACAUGUCAAUCUACAUCCAUAGCCACUACCCCACCACAUCUGAUAAAAAGUAAGUGGCGUUACUGGUAAUUAUGCUAUCCAGUGUGUCUUUGCAGAUAGGAUGUAUGGUUUAUUGGCGGUGUCUCAGUAGAAGUCAUUUCAGAAAUAAUUUGUCAGAAAAUUCACAGAAUAUCCAGAUUUGAGAACCAAGACCAGACCCACUUCAGGGGAGGAGACCAAAUUGAAGCUGAGAUGGGAGGAAAAUGCAUGAAUGAGGCCAAAAAUGGCUUUGGCGUGUUUCUUAUGAGGAAAUGACAAUAUAACAUGAUAAAAAGUUCCAAAAGUUAGAUUUUUAAUUAUAUGGAACCUUUACAAAAACUGUUCAAUUAACUUCUCAACUCUGUCCUCAAUCUUGCAUUGUAGAUGAUAUUAGCUAUAACACCCUCUUUGGUUCCAGAAUGCUAUCAAGUCUGACAACUGGAAGGAAUUGGACUGACUCUGAUGAAAUGGGCGGGGCUGAUUCUGGUGCAGCUCCACAUUAUGGUGCAGCUCCGCCUUUGUGGUUCUGCGGCGAGCACCACUUGAAAAUGAAAGGCAGCAGUUUUAUUAAAUGUUUUGUUUUUGGAGAAGAAAAGGUUGAAAAUGAAAUGUUUGCCACUAAAGUGUUUUAUUAAAUCUCUUUGUUCACUAUUCAGUUUGUUGUUCGCUGUUUCUGGAGUUUAAACGUAAAUGCUGAUGUUUUGCAAAGUGAGAAGGCUCGCCAGCAAAGUCACCAGAUUAAUCCACUCAUGUAAUUAUCUGUCAUGCAAAUAAACCUGAUCAAAAAUUAA
This is a messenger RNA of Nothobranchius furzeri (turquoise killifish), 4262 nucleotides long. The record is from RefSeq and is a predicted model, not a curated record. NCBI's taxonomy places the organism in Eukaryota, Metazoa, Chordata, Actinopteri, Cyprinodontiformes, Nothobranchiidae.